Anarrhichthys ocellatus (wolf-eel) is the source of this 2983-nucleotide messenger RNA. RefSeq lists its product as uncharacterized. Gene Ontology annotation, molecular function: phosphatidylinositol binding. The record is from RefSeq and is a predicted model, not a curated record. Gene Ontology annotation, cellular component: endosome. NCBI's taxonomy places the organism in Eukaryota, Metazoa, Chordata, Actinopteri, Perciformes, Anarhichadidae. The transcript is spliced from 16 exons. The coding region runs from base 169 to 2736 and encodes 855 amino acids.
UAAAGUUGGCUCUUUUUUUUCCGCCGUGUUAGUUCGUGUUUCGAGGAAAACAGCGGCUUGGUCUCCGUGCUAAAGAUGUGAACGCACAAACCGGGUCUGGUUAUGGGCAACACUCACCAGCUCAAAGCGAGAGACGCGAGCAGAAAGAGCCUCGUGUAAGAAAAGAAGAUGUCUCUGUUGCGCCUCUCCAUCGCCGUAACUCUCGGCUUGGUGUGGUAUUUUUCAGACUGCGGCCGCACACUGACACUGUACGGUGCAUGUCUGCUCUUUUGUUUCGUUACUCCACUGUUGCUCGUUCACAGUGGACGAGAGAGCGGCACUCAAACUGACGAAGAGACGAAUGGAAAGUCUCCCCAGAAAACGGUGGAGGGAGAUUUGUCUGGUGACUUGAAAGACGCAGAAAGCAGCCAGCAGGCUGAAGAGUCUCAGUAUCCACAUGUGAAGAGGUCUCUACAGCAAGUGUUCGAGUGCGCCUACGCCCAGCUGGUCCUGCCUUGGUACGGCGUCCCCGAGCCACGCGAGCAACAGCCUCUGCACCAGGUGCUCAGCAGGGAGUUCGACUUCAUAAUCGACCGCAUCAUUGAGAGAGCCAAAGACUUUGAUGUUCGCCAGGCGGUCGUGGGCUGCGUUCGUAUUUUGACCCAGCACUUGCAUAAUGCGAAGCAGUCUGACGGAAAGCUCUUGUUCAGCUCCAGAGCAGAGAUAGCAGUUCUCCGAAGGUUUUCUGAGACUAUAGUCCGUAACCUUUUCCCCGACUCUCUCAGGGAUGCAGAGGUCAACCGCUGUGCCUUAAACGAGAUUAUUGCUUUACGGGGGCUGGGUCUGUUGGUGACAUGGCUGUCGGACCCCGACAACCUGAACCAGCUGGUGGUGAGCCAGCUGGACAGCGUGACCCCCAAAGGCUGUGAGGAGGAGCUUUGUGGAUCAGACCCGGAUCAAACCUCUCUGGCUUCACAGGAGGGUGAAGGCGAGGCCGAGGGCAGGGAAGAGAGCUUAGAGGGAGCAGGGAUUUCAACCACCAGGAUCAAAACCAAAUGUAAAGCUAACAAGUUAAAAGAAGGAUGGUCUAAAUUUGUGGACAAGCUGAAGUGUAAGAAGGAAAAGAGGAAGAUGAAGAAGAUGGAGCAGGAGCUGAGGAUCAUGUGGGUCCAGAGAGACGGGUCCAGCGAGGACGAUGUCAGCAGCAGGGAGGGCUUCGGUCACAUCCAGCAGGACUUUGACGGGGAGGACAGUGACCUGGAAGACUACUUGACAAGCGUGCAAGAGGAGAUGAUGGAAUUCAAGCUUUCGUAUGAGAUGUGGCGCGUUGGCUGCUGGGCUGUCAGCAUUCCUCAUGCCGACUGGGAGGAUGAGGAGCUAAUCUUCACCGUUCACCUGGAGGAGAAGGGAAGCCCUGAGAACCUACAGUGGGACAUCAGGAAGACCUACAUGGAUGUUGUAUACUUCCGCAACAGAUGGCAGGACUCAACCAGCCUGCCCACAAUCCUGGUGCUUGAGGAGUCGGAGGUCAACGGUGAGGUCCAAGAAGAAGCCAAAGCAUCAGUGGAGCACUUUCUGCAGGAGUUAGUUUCUGAUAAUCUCAUCGGCCCCACUCAACCGGUUUUCCAGUUCCUCUGCCCUCUUGACAAACUGCUGAAUGAGGAGGAACAUAAAGGAGGCGUGUGGGGCCUUCUGAGCGGCUUGGCUUACUUCCUGACUCCAGGUCAAGAGGAAGAGGAGAGCUCGAGCCCUCAAACAGAAGCCCCUAAAGAAAUCAUAAAACCAUCUCCCCAUCCAGAAUCGACAGCUCUGCCUUUAGAAAACCCUGAUGCCUUUACUGAGGAAGGCAGUGAAGUUGACGGUGCUUCAAUCCCAACUAUUUUUGUCUCCGAACAUGGUUCUCCUCCAGAAUGGCUUGUAGAAGCAGAAUCUCCCUCAUUUGUGCACUCUGACUCUUCCCAAGACAAACCGGAGGACUCUGAUAAUCCUUUAACCUCUCCCUUUAAAAUGAUUUUCAAAGGACUGACCCGAUCCAGGUCACAAGAGUCUCUGGUCUCGACAAAAAACGCCAGUGACGAAGACCCACUUGAGUCAGACUCUUCGCCACACAGCUGCCAGAAUGGGGACAUGCAGGGGAGUGCACUUCAUUUCAGUGCAAGGUCAGAUGAAAUGGGCUUUAAGAUGUCAGGUGGAGCCAUCAAGACAAAAGGGAAGGACCAGGGCACUUCAUCACGAGGGGAGGACUCCCAGUGUCAGAAGAGCCAAGUCAACUGGGAGCAGCUGGAGGCGACCAAAGCCAUAUUUGAUCUGCUGAAAGAAAUAUCUGGAAACUCCAUCCUCAUAAACAUAUUUGAUGCCAUUUUGAAACCUGUUAUGCCCAUCUUGAAAAAAAAAGUGAAUUCUUUCCUCAACAAGUUGAACCCGACAGAGUUGCAGAUGGCCGCAUUGAUUGACACCAUGCGGAACAAACAGUGGCCAGAUUUUCAACGAGCAGUUCCUCAUGUUCCUCGCACUGACGAGCAGAAGAACGAGACGAGGGAAAGAGCGCAAAACCUAAUCAACACCAGAUAUUCAAACUAUCUUGUCCUGAAGAAGACGGACGUGGAGACGGUUUUUAAUCUUUUUCAGAACAGUAAAGAAAACAAAAUGCUGGUCUAUAUGCUUCUGUCGUUCCUACUGAGGGAAUUUCUCCCCGAUGAGAAUUCCCUAAAUGUGAGCGCCGCUGUCCUAUCGAAAGUGAACAACUCCGCCAACUGAUCUGUGAAUCCUUGACUGUGUUUUUAAUGGUACUCUCGCACAUUGUUUUAGAACAUCAAAUUAUUUAUUAGACAUCUUAAAAUGCCUUAAAAUAUUUGACCAUUCCUGUAUCACUGUCAAACAUUUCUGUCAUUUUUACCUCAGAAAUCAAACGUGUAAACAUUCUUGUAAGUUGAAUUUAAAUGUGUGAAAUCAGAAACAUUAUAUUUUUAUAGCCAGCUUUGCAUAUUGUGAAAAGGAGAAAACA